Molecule: messenger RNA, 522 nt
Organism: Actinia tenebrosa (Australian red waratah sea anemone)
Lineage: Eukaryota; Metazoa; Cnidaria; Anthozoa; Actiniaria; Actiniidae
Source: RefSeq, a predicted model, not a curated record
UCUUGCUUUAUUCCUCAAUAAUCCUUGCUUUUUUAACGACAUUUCUUCCUUCUAAUGUAUAAAGAUUUAAUUUUUGUAUAAAUGCCGUGAAUCUGGUUCAAUAUGGAUAGUGAUUGUGAACGGCUUGUUGAAGAAAUGUGGCAGUCAUAUUUGUGCGAAGAAAACUUGGACAGUUUCUACGAAACAUCUACAUUUGGUCCACUUUUGAACACCACACAGUCAGGAACCGAAACACCGGAUCAGCAAGAUAUAGAUUUAGUCAAUGCUGUACUUGGUGUUCAAGAUGGCUGGGAACCUCUAGAAGAUAUUUUUGGUCUUUUGGAAGAKAUUUUGUGUGAAGGACAAGAUGUAGAAUGUAACCUUUGUGAUCAAUCAAAUGCAGAUCAACAAGAAACCCAGAAACAAAUCUGCAAAAAUACAACUACAGAAAAUGUUACCCCUACAUUAUAUAACAAAAAUGAAACAGAAAAUAAUGUUAUAAACAGCAAUCAUAUGUUAAUGGAGAUCAAAAGAACUCCAUAA